Messenger RNA from Saccostrea echinata, 1656 nucleotides. Its product is annotated as proprotein convertase subtilisin/kexin type 5-like. The coding region runs from base 1 to 1656 and encodes 551 amino acids. The record is from RefSeq and is a predicted model, not a curated record. Lineage: Eukaryota; Metazoa; Mollusca; Bivalvia; Ostreida; Ostreidae. The transcript has 2 exons.
AUGAAUUGUCCAAAGGAAGCCCCAUAUAUGACAGCUUAUUCUUGUGAUGGUGUGUGUUACUCUGGGAAAAAGUCUUGUUCGGUAACCUGUCCAAAAUCCCAUCCAUUUGUCUUCCAUUCCCGUGAUAUUAAACACUGCUUAAGGGAAUGCCCAGAUUUUACAGCAGUUAAUGGAUAUUCCUGCGAUACAAUGUGUCCACAUGGGCUUCCUUUGCUUUUCAAUAGAAGCUGUAGAAAGGAAUGCCCAACAACUUACCCAUUGAUGUAUCUCAAGACAUCAUCCUUCAACAGGAUAUGGGUCUGCACCAAACAAUGCCAGCCUGACAUGGCAUCUUUUAAAAAUGUUUGUGUUUCUGUAUGUCCAAACAAUACCUAUCUUGAUAAGGUAGAGAACAAGAAAUGCGUCGAAAAGUGUGGUAUUCUUCGGCCAUUUGUAAAUGAAAAUCCAGUUUUUAAAUCAACUAUUUAUCAUAAGCAAUGCCUUGUUCGCUGUCCUGCGGAAAAAUAUGCGCUAUAUCUGAGCAGCAUAAGCCAAUGUGUCAAGGAAUGUCCAAAAAACUUUUACUUAUUUAACUACACCUGUCUUUCACAGUGUCCUGAAUCCCAUCCGUACAAAAGUGUAAUGUCUUUAAAAGAAAAUCAAACUCUUUUUUGUGUUGAAUAUUGUAAAGAAAAUGAAUUUCUCUACAAUGACACUUGCUACAGUCAAUGUCCAGAAGGUUUAGUGCACUACUUAUCUACAUGUAAAGAACAAUGCUUUGGAUCAUUUCCCUUUUUAUAUAAACACAACAGAACUUGUGUUCGAGAAUGUUCGGACGGCUAUGUAUUGAAUAGAAAUAUAUGUGACGAAAAAUGUCCCGAAGACGCAUUCUAUGUUGAUAACAGAAUUUGUGGCUCAAACUGUAACAACAAUAACUCAUUAUAUGUUGUUUCUGACAUUGGCAAUGUAUGUAUGGACUCUGAUACUUGUCCAAAAGAAACAGUUUUGUUGGAAGGUACAAAAAAAUGUAUUCAAAUGUGUCCAAUAAAAACCCAUAUUUUGAUAGAUAAUGUGUGUUCAAACGUCAACAAGUGUCCAAAUUCCUCAUAUUUCAUUGAAGAUCCCACAAAUGGGUAUCGAUGUACAGCAAGAUGCCCCUUUUCUUUUCUCAUUAACGGAAGACAUUGUGUCAGAUGGUGUCCUCGGAAUAUGGUUAUUGUAGAUGAUACAUGUGUUGACAACUGCACAAGCAUAAAGCCAUAUGGAUUGAAAAACGAAAGUCUUAAUGGAACUGUUUGCUACUCAGUGUGCCCAGAUACGUAUGUGACUUAUCUGAAUGAAUGUAUCAGCCAUUCCAUGUGCCUUUUCGGUAAAAAGUUGUAUAUAUAUGGAAAUACUUGCUAUCAAAAUUGUCCCCCACGUGCGUUUAUUAGUCUAGUAGAUUCGUACCGUGUUUGCGAUACCAUGGAAAACAUACCAUCUGCUCUAGAUAUAGGCAUUUUUGUUUUUCUUCUUGUCUUAAGUACUUUGUUAUUUUACUUGAUAUGUUGUUUUCAAGGAUUACCUCGCUGUUUAUGUCGAGACGGUGAUGUUUUCGAGACGACUUCAUCGACAGAUAAUGCAAUUGAUGGCGUCGACAACAAUGGAAUACAGAUUACCGAGUUUGAAAACCAAUAG